Echinops telfairi (small Madagascar hedgehog) is the source of this 2004-nucleotide messenger RNA. It is a transcript of the gene LRIT3, whose product is annotated as leucine rich repeat, Ig-like and transmembrane domains 3. The transcript is spliced from 4 exons. The coding region runs from base 1 to 2004 and encodes 667 amino acids. NCBI's taxonomy places the organism in Eukaryota, Metazoa, Chordata, Mammalia, Afrosoricida, Tenrecidae. Gene Ontology annotation, molecular function: protein binding. The record is from RefSeq and is a predicted model, not a curated record.
AUGCAUGCAUUGGUGUGUCUGUGUGUCUUACUUAGUCUCACGGAAGAGGUGGGCUGCUCCUGUCCCUCACAGUGCACCUGCGACGAUCCGGACACACAGGCUGGCUCAGGAUCAAGGUUGGUGCUCUGCAGUGACCUGGAUAUGAACGAGGUCCCCAAGAACAUCCCGGUGGACACGGGGAAGCUCCGAAUAGAGAAGACUGUCAUCCGUACCAUCCCAGCCGAGGCCUUCUAUUACCUGGUGGAGCUCCGCUACCUCUGGGUGACGUGCAAUUCUGUGACCAGCAUUGAGUCCAGCAGCUUUUACAACUUAAAGCGGCUGCAUGAGCUGCGGUUGGCUGGCAAUUCUCUGGCUGCUUUCCCUUGGGCUUCUCUGCUGGAGAUGCCCCAGCUGCGGACCCUGGAUUUGCACAAUAACAGAAUAACUAGUGUGCCAACGGAGGCAACCAGAUACCUUAAGAACCUCACCUACCUGGAUUUAUCAAGCAACAGCCUGACCACAUUGCCACCAGAUUUCCUGGACAGCUGGUCCCAUUUCUCAGUUCAAACAGCUUCUAGAAGCCUGGACCUUACACUCAAAAGAAUUAUUCUUGGUUUGCAGGAUAACCCUUGGUUCUGUGACUGCCACGUUUCCAAAAUGAUUGAGCUGUCAAAGGUUGCUGACACCGCUGUAGUGCUUCUUGAUCCACUGAUGGUUUGUAGUGCGCCCGAGAGCCUCACAGGGAUUGUGUUCCAACGGGUUGAGUUGGCGCAGUGUCGGAAGCCAUCUGUGACAAUCUCGGCCACCAAAAUCACAUCAGCUCCGGGCAGCAAUGUCCUGCUGAGGUGCGAUGCUACUGGCUAUCCCACCCCACAGCUCACGUGGACCAGAUCUAACAGCUUGCCAGUUAAUUAUGCAGUAAUUCAGGAAUCUCCAGGGGAAGGAGUCAGAUGGUCCAUAAUAAGCUUGACAGGCAUUUCUUACAAAGACGCUGGGGAUUACAAGUGUAAGGCCAAAAAUUUGGCAGGAAUAUCAGAAGCUGUGGUUACUGUGACAGUGGUUGGUGUGGUCACAAGCACCAUAUCAACAGAAACACUUGACAGAACUGGAGACCAUCCUGAGCAAGAGUCCAAGUCAGGAUCUGCAAGAACUAUAUCCUUGCCUACUUCAUCAUUAUCUCCCCGGUCCUCUUCCCCCCUUGAUUCUUCUACUUCUGUUUCUAGUUUGUCUCCCCAUUCCUCUGCUUCCUUCCCUUUAUCUCCUCCCACCUCCUCCACUGGUUCUUGGACCACAACUCUAAGCACUGGAAUUUCAGCAAGCGGUGCUAUGGCUAACAGGCAGUCAUUCCAACUACAACCAGAAGGGAAAAUGAAUUUACAGGUGGAGAUGGAUGGAAGCAAACCUUCUCCAGGAAGUGCAAACAAGAAAGAAGAGUUGGCAUUAUUGGACCGAACAGUGCCAGUGGAGACAAAUGCCACAAUAGAAAACCUGAGGAUUGUGAGUGAGACUGACGAGAGUGUGACUUUAAUGUGGAAUACUCUCAAUACCACACUUAACUCUGCAAUGACCAUUCUGUAUGCCAAGGAUGGUGAGAAGGAUGUGCUCUGGCGGAAUGUGGAUGCCAGCACCACCCGAGUCACCAUAGAGGGUUUGGAGCCGGGCAGGCAGUACACAGCAUGUGUGUGUCCCAACGGGAUGUCUCCCCAGAAAGAGCAAUGCCUCACCUUUUCUAUGCACACAGCUCAGGGGUACCUUCAAUGGUCAGUCCUUACUGUGGUGAGCAUUACCACCUGUGCUGUUGUCUUGCCCUUGGUUUGUUUCCUGUUGUACAAAGUCUUCACGCUUCAACAUAAGUCAGAAUUUUUCUGGGAAGAUGACCUGGCCAAAGAGACAUAUAUCCAGUUUGAAACCCCAUCUCCUAGGUCUCAAAGUGUAGGGGAACUCUGGACCCGAAGACACAAAGAUGACUCAGAAAAAUUACUGCUUUGUUCUCGGUCCAGUGCAGAACCUCAGAUGACCUUCUAA